AUGACACGAAACUAUCAUCGAAUACAAGAGACAAGUAGUAAACGACAAUCAAAUGCUGUGCCCAUUUUCACCGUUGUACAACAACAGAACGGUCGUCGCAUGAGCACAUUCAUCAAUGCUCAACAUCGGUUAUCUCUUGAGUCACAGAUAUCUUUGCCACGCGGUGCUGAAUAUCGUCCACAACAACGUUUACCGCCCAAUGGUCUCGAAUCACAACACAACAUCUUGCUGACAAACAUGAAAACAACGAUCGAAAAUAAUCCUAAACAGGUUCAUGUUAAAUCGACUAAAAAACCAAAGUCAUCUCAACAUCGAGUCUUAUCUCAGCUAUGUUGUGUUGUUGAUAAUGGGCAAAAAUAUGAUGAUAAUAUGAACAAAUUUGACGCCUGA
Rotaria sordida is the source of this 390-nucleotide messenger RNA. The record is from the annotation of a GenBank genome assembly. Lineage: Eukaryota; Metazoa; Rotifera; Eurotatoria; Philodinida; Philodinidae.